Molecule: messenger RNA, 255 nt
Organism: Staurois parvus
Lineage: Eukaryota; Metazoa; Chordata; Amphibia; Anura; Ranidae
Source: the annotation of a GenBank genome assembly
UGGCAUGAAAGAAAGCCAUCCAUUGUAUACAAUUGUCAUGCAAUCUGCUGUGAUUGGUCACAGUUGUAACCAGAGGCGGACUGACAACUCAUGGGGCCCCUGGGCAAUAGGGGAUCAUGGGGCCCCUGUGUCCUUGCCCAAACUCAAAAAAGCCUAUGAAAAAGGUACCAGGGGCAUCUCAUGGGGCCCCCUACUGACCCUGGGCCCUUGAGCAGUGACCGAGUUUCCAAAUGGUCAGUCCGCCCCUGGUUGUAA